Molecule: messenger RNA, 579 nt
Organism: Dermacentor silvarum
Lineage: Eukaryota; Metazoa; Arthropoda; Arachnida; Ixodida; Ixodidae
Product: probable glutamate receptor
Exons: 6
Coding region: 1-579 (192 amino acids)
Cellular component (GO): membrane
Molecular function (GO): glutamate-gated receptor activity
Source: RefSeq, a predicted model, not a curated record
AUGUCGUUAGACUUCAGCGGCGAGGGUGACGGCCUGGAUGAUGUUCGCAUGUCUGGGCCCAUGACCAGCCUUCUGGAGCUGCUUGUUGAUGAGCUCGUAUUCAACUACACCAUACAUUCUCCGGAAGACGGCCAGUGGGGGGUGCCACUCCCCAACGGUGACUGGAGCGGCCUGGUGGGCAUGGUCUACAACAACAGGGCCGACUUGGCUCUGGGCCCGGUCGCCAUCACGAACAGCUGCUCGCGUGCGGUCACGUUCACCUCUCAAGUGACCACAGACUACCUGACCAUACUGGCCGGUUUCUCAGACAUCGUUGAAGCCAGCAUGCUUGGCCCACUCAUGGCGUUUGAAUGGCAGGUGUGGCUUGGCCUCAUGUGCUCUCUCCUGGCGUGCUUGUUCAUGGUCAUCGUAGUGGAUGUGGUGGCCAGCGGCUGGGCAAGUGAGACACGCGGACUCUUCGGACGUUACUGGUGGCUCUUCGCGGCCAUUUGCUCGGGUCAGACAGAAAAGACACAAAAACGAGACAUGGGUGGCAACGCCGCGUGGAAGUUCCCGUACCUGCUGGCAGUGACGUCAUGA